Messenger RNA from Paraphaeosphaeria sporulosa, 3173 nucleotides. RefSeq names its product DUF1929-domain-containing protein. The coding region runs from base 143 to 2947 and encodes 934 amino acids. Lineage: Eukaryota; Fungi; Ascomycota; Dothideomycetes; Pleosporales; Didymosphaeriaceae. The transcript is spliced from 5 exons. The record is from RefSeq and is a predicted model, not a curated record.
UUGAUCCUCAUUCGUGUCUAUCACAUAAAUGUGUCCACAUGUGGCGAAUUGCGGACGUGGGCUCUUCGCAACCCUCAACUUCCACGUGUCUUGCUUUGCCCAUAUAAUAUAGAUCGUGCUAAUUGAACAUGGCAGUGACAAUAUGGGGGGAAGGACGCUCGACACAGAGGUUUCGGGUACUUUUCCUGGUGGCUACCAAAAUAGCACAGUUGCCAAUUGUGUAGCUGCUUGUUCCAGUCGCAAUUACAUGUAUGCGGGUCUGGAAUACUAUGGAGAGUGCUGGUGUGGUAAUCUUCUACGCAAUGAGGCAGCGUUAGCAGCAGACCAAACAACUUGCAAUACGCUUUGCAACGGCAACAGUACCGAAUACUGCGGCGGGCCAGACAGACUGAAUCUGUACACAAACUCGCCUCCGCCAAACUCCAGCUCCGCCAUCUCAAUGUCGACCGUAUCAAUUUCUUCAGUGGCAUCAUCUCUCGCAACAUCUCCAACGACUCAAACAGUGGUGCAAAGCUCGAAUCCGAACAGUUCAGCUAUAUCUUCCACAUCGCCCACGUCUACUAUAUCAACAAAUUCUUCCGCACCAAUUACUUCUGGAACGACGUCGUCAAGCACAACGGCAUCUAUAAGUUCAUCGGAUUCUACCGCAACAACGUCAGAUUCUGUAUUGAAUACAACUUCAACAACAUCACCAGUAACAUUUACAAGUUCUGCGCCUACGGUGACUGGUGUUCCUACGCCUCUACCUAGUGGUUGGAACUACAAGGGAUGUUGGAUCGACAAUGCCAACGGCCGGGUCUUUGCCAAUCAACUGCCUGAUGCCAACGAUAUGACCGUUGAGAGGUGUAUUGGAAACUGUACAGCUAAUGGAUUUGGAGUGGCCGGUAUUGAAUAUGCUUCCCAAUGCUUCUGCGGGAAUUAUCUUAUGAACGGCGCCGCCAUGUCCCCCCAAUUACAAUGCAGCAUGCCUUGUGCUGGGAAUGCUGAAGAGUUCUGUGGAGCCGGUGACAGACUGAGCGUGUACUCCAACAGCACUGCUAAUCUCACCGUGUACGCGGUUCCAAGUACACAGAAGACCGGGCUACCCAGCAAUUGGGAGUACGUCGGUUGCCUCCGCGACGAUGCUCCAGGCGGAUUGAGGGCGCUUCCUUACCAACUUAUUUUAAACAACAACACAGCAAAUAUUUGUAUCAGUCAAUGCUCCGCCUUUGGGUAUGCUUACGGUGGUAUGGAAUAUGGCAACGAGUGCUAUUGCGGAGACCUGGGAGAUAUCCAAACUGCAAGAGCUACUAGCGCUCCUGAAUCGGAUUGCUCGGUCACCUGCUCCGGCAACGCGACAACCCUCUGCGGAGGACCCCGUCGCCUUUCUCUAUACAAAUGGACUGGGCCAAAUCUUGCGAAUUGGAAUUAUGCGACAGGCGAUGCUGCAGGAGCAUACCAAUUCCUGAUUGGUGGUGUAGUUGUUCCUCUUGUCACUCAAGCUGCGCGAAACGGCAAGAUUACUUUCCUCGAAAAGUCUGGAACAGGACCUCCGAACUCGACAGGCGCUUAUGAACUGGAUGUCGCCCAGCUCAACAACUUCACCGGCGCUUGGCGACCGAUGCAUGUCAAGACUGAUAUCUUCUGCUCGGCUUCUCUCACUUUGCCAGACAAAGCGGGUCGCCAGCUCAACGUCGGCGGAUGGGCUCUGGAUGCCACUUUUGGUGUUCGCCUUUACUGGCCAGAUGGAUCACCUGGUGUCUGGGGCCAGAACGACUGGCAGGAGAAUGUGAAGGUGCUCAAAAUGCAGAACGGUAGAUGGUAUCCAACGGCAAUGGUGAUGGCCAAUGGUACUGUCCUGGUCGUUGGCGGCGAAGAUGGAUCGAACGGAAAACCCGUCCCCACAUUGGAAAUUCUACCAACGCAGGGGCCUGUGGUGUACGCCGCUUACCUGAAUCGCACAGACCCUAAUAACCUCUAUCCCUACCUGGCGGUCCUACCCAGCGGUGGCAUCUUUAUACAGUAUUAUAACGAAGCCGCCAUCCUCGACGAGGUUACUCUGCAGGUCAAGAAGCAGCUUCCAAAUGUUCCCGCAUCCGUGAAUCGACCGGAUGGUGGAAGGACGUACCCGAACGAGGGCACUGCUGUCUUGCUGCCCCAAUAUGCUCCAUACACGGAUCCUCUGAAGGUUCUGAUCUGCGGCGGCUCAACGCCCUACCAAGGCUUUGCUCUCGACAACUGCGUGACCAUCGCUCCCGAUGUCCCGAACGCAAACUGGACACUCGAACGCAUGCCCAGCAAGCGCGUACUCUCCUGCAUGGCCGCGCUCCCUGACGGCACCUACCUCAUUAUAAACGGCGCACAUCAAGGGCAAGCCGGCUUCGGCCUCGCCACAGACCCCAACCUCAACGCCGUCCUAUACGAACCCACGCGCCCCCUCAACAACCGCUUUACCGUCCUCGCAAACACGACCGUCGCCCGCAUGUACCACUCCGAAGCCAUCCUCAUGGACGACGGCCGCGUGCUCGUCUCCGGCUCCGACCCCGAGGACGACCGUUUCCCCCAGGAGUACCGCGUCGAGGUCUUCAUCCCGCCGUACCUCAUGGGUAAUCCCGUGCAGCCUGUAGUCAGCAUCGCCUCGUCGCAGUCCGACUGGGCGUACAACGAGUUCUACACGUUCACCGUGGACCAGCCUGUUGCGAAGGUAUCGUUGCUUGGGGCGACGGGGUCGACGCAUGGGAACAGCAUGGGGCAGCGCACGAUAUUCCCGGCGUUUGUGUGCAGCGGGAACUCGUGCACGGUUACGGCGCCGCCAGACGCGCACACAUGUCCACCAGGGUGGUUUCAGCUGUUUGCGCUGAAUGCGCAGGGCGUGCCGAGUAAGGCUGUGUGGGUCAGGAUUGGAGGGGAUCCCGCACAACUGGGCAACUGGCCGCAGCAGGGAGGGUUCAAGCUGCCCGGAGUGUAAUGGGCAGGUAGGCAUUGAGGAUGUAGGAGGCGGUUUACAUGUAAUGUCUCGUGCUUAAUGUUUGGUAUUUUGCAAUGCUACGUAAUGACAGUAAUGAGUCUAUGCUCCGUGUGCAAACAGUAGAGAGUGCACCAUGACGCUGUCUCGCACCAAGUGUGAAGCUGGCACAAUCCUCGAGCUCAGUCCCUUCCUUUCCCGCAAUGGCUCCAUCUCGCUUGCCCCAAAA